UAAGACAAAAGAGGAGGAUACUGAACAGGAAGAAGUUGAUAACGAGGAAAUAGAGGAGUUUAGACAAUUCAUUGACUUGUCCGAUUCUGACAGAGUUUACUUGUUGAAAUUUGUUCAAGGUGCAUUGGUUCACAUGACUGCUGCCGUAAAAUCACCAAAGGAUGAAGAAGAAACUUCUAAUUUGUUGGUUAGGUUGGUUGAUUAUUUGCCCAACUUGCAAUCAAAACUGAUCAAAGUGCCUGCAUUGUUUUCUGUAUUUUUAUCUAUUUGGACUGGUUUGAUUUCAGAACCAAAGGAUGCCAUUAACAUAUUCAAUUUGUUUACAAAAUUGGAUAGAACAGAUGUGUAUGAUGAUUCAACUGAGUCAAUUUUGAAAUUCUAUAAAGAAGCUGAUUUAGUUGAAGAAUUUGAUGCUUAUUUCCAAAAGUUAUUCGAAUCCAAUGCGUUAACUUCUGCCAAUAGAUCUUACGUUCAAAGCAUCUUGCUGGAGUUAGUGGCGGAAAUUAAUGACGCCAUCACCGAACAAGAGGAAGAUCUUUCAUUUGUAGAUGAUAAUUCAGAACUUACCAUUCAGAGACUGUUGAUUCGAAAGAUUUCAAUUAUAUCUCCAGCCUUGAUGAAGCUUAGACAGCUAGGUGAUCAUAUUAAUAUCUCCAAUUUAGAAAGAAUUGAAGAUUUGAAUGAAACACUAGUCAAGAAGGUUUUGCGCAAGUUAGAUCUUGCUAUCAUCAUGGCAGAAUGGAAGUAUAACUUUUUGCAAAAAUUGCCUGAUUUCAUCCAGAGCAUGCAAAAAUUGAUUGAUUUGUUAUUGAUUGUAUUGUCAUGGAAAUUUGAAAAGUUGAUGGAGUUGCCAAGUGAACAUCAACAUCAUAAAGAUAUUGAAGCUGAAUUUGAUAGUAUUAUUGAUAUGGUUAAUCAAAUGAUUAGAUUGAUUUAUGAAUGCAAGGAUGUGAAUUUGGUUGACUUGAAGACAUUAUUGGCCAUCAAAUACGUUGAUUUAUUAACUUUCUUUAGAAUUUUCUAUGUGAAAUUCAAUCAGGAUAAUCAAUUUGAGAAUUUUCAAUCGUUUUACAGCAGUAACCUUCAACUUUUAAUGAUUAGACGAGAUUUACAAAAUGAAUUAUUGGAGUUGUUCUUGAUUAAAGAAGUCAGAUUAGCACAUGAAUUGAACGUUGAUUUGGAUAGAGGCGACGAAGAAGAUGUGAACUACGACGAUUACCUCGAAUUACCGCCUCUGGAAAUUGAAGUUAGUAUUUUUGAUGAAGAGAAUGCUGCACUUGAAAGUGAAGGUAGUUCUCGACCUUCGACGGCUCAGAAUGCCGAACGAGCAUGGCUCUAUGAAAAAGAAUUAUCUGUAUAUUCACUCAAGUUGAUAUCUUUGGUUAAUCUUCUGUUAUUGCAUGAUGACAUAUAUUCAAGAAUAAGAUUGAAUGCUGAUAAGUUGGGAGGAAUAUUCGGUACAAUUAUAACCAGACAAGAUGAACAUAUUGCGAAAAUAAAAGAGAAGCAGCAAUUGCAACCGGAACCAGAAUCCGAGUUGGCUACAAUAGCUGACGAGCAGCAACCUGAAACUAUCCAAGAAGAAAUAGAAGUUUAAAAAACGAAGCAAAAUUCCGAAACCGGGAUCUGUAUAGUUAUUUGUAUGUAAUAAAAUAAUUGUUUUAUUAGUAGCCGUUUCAUGAGCCAAGAAAUUGACGAAUAGUACGAGGACAAGCGAUUUAAUUUCUUAGCUUGAUGCUUAACCUCAUUAGUUUAUCUAUGCUUAAAACAAGUCCAUUUUUUCACAGAGGUACAAGGAGAUAUUGAGCUU
Messenger RNA from Spathaspora passalidarum NRRL Y-27907, 1810 nucleotides. It is a transcript of the gene IRR1, whose product is annotated as Irr1p. The transcript has a single exon. NCBI's taxonomy places the organism in Eukaryota, Fungi, Ascomycota, Pichiomycetes, Serinales, Debaryomycetaceae. The record is from RefSeq and is a predicted model, not a curated record. The coding region runs from base 617 to 1597 and encodes 326 amino acids. Gene Ontology annotation, molecular function: protein binding.